Molecule: messenger RNA, 483 nt
Organism: Drosophila eugracilis
Lineage: Eukaryota; Metazoa; Arthropoda; Insecta; Diptera; Drosophilidae
Product: integumentary mucin C.1-like
Exons: 1
Coding region: 1-483 (160 amino acids)
Source: RefSeq, a predicted model, not a curated record
AUGUUUCGAGGCCAAGGUGUUUGGUUUUACUUUGUGGUUUUCCUGGUCCUGGUAACUGCUAGGCCAAAAGUGAACUUCCGUAUAGGCAAAGCAGGAGGAAAUUUUCCUUCGGAAUCCUCAUCAUCUACAGAAUCCUCGACAAAAUCAUCUACAAGUUCCAGCAUACAAACUUCUCCGGUGACCACAGAAUCUACAACAACCUCUACAAAGACCACUAUCAUAAUACCUACAAGUUCUAGUAAACAGACCUCUACGGUGGCCACAGAAUCUUCAACAAUCUCUACACCUAUGACCAGUACAGUAAUACCUACAAGUUCCAGCAAACAAACUACAGAGGUCACCACCCAAAAAUCCACAUCUACAACAACUAAGCUGAAACCAACUCAAGAGUCAGAUGAGGAUUCAGAAGAAGAUUCUUCUUACGAUGAAUGCUGUGAUUAUUCGGAUUGGUUGGACUAUUUUUACGAUUAUUGUUGCUUUUAG